Molecule: messenger RNA, 489 nt
Organism: Paramecium sonneborni
Lineage: Eukaryota; Ciliophora; Oligohymenophorea; Peniculida; Parameciidae
Source: the annotation of a GenBank genome assembly
AUGAUUUCUUUUGAAGAUGUACCUUAAACCAACUCUUUAGGUGAGUUACAAAAAGAAAACCCAAGUUUAUAAAAGAUCUAAUCUAAAAAUAAGAAAUUUUGUAAAUCAUCAAUUGAAAUGCAAUUGCCAAUAGCAAAAUAAACGAUGAAAGAGAAGAAAUUAAAGAAUUUUCCUAAAUUAAUAGGAAAUAAUUUUUGUAAAUUUGCUACUCAAAAUCUAAAAAGAUUUCCUAAAGGAAUACAAUAAUUAAUAAAAAAAAAGAAUUAACCUUAACAAGUAGGAUUCAAAAUUUCAGAUUUAAGAAAUGCAUGUCAAUAUGAUGAGGAAUCUAGGAGAUUGUUUCAAAUUUAUUUCAAAAAUUAAUUGUUAUUAGAUCUAAUCUUUAGUUCUAAAAUUAAUGAUCCUUUCCCCUAUAUUCCCGGAAUAUGUAAUUAUUAUGCUGCUAGUUUUGUACCUGAUAAAAUGGUUAGUAGCUAUAUUACCUAAUGA